CCUGUCCAAGUUUCUGGGUUCAGUUCAGAGGGAUCACUAUGGAGAGAAGGGUCGUCCUCCUUGUCCUCCUGCUGCUGGGGCUGGUCACCACAUUACCCAACCAGGGCGAUUGGGACAUCUACAGUUUUCACAUCAACUCCACCGUGACCAGCCGCUAUGCCACCACCGUCAUCACGAGCCGUGUGGCCAACCGCAUGGACCAGUCUAAAGAGAUCGAGUUUCAUGUUCGGAUUCCCAAGAACGCCUUCAUCAGUAAAUUCAGAAUGUUUAUGGACGGUGAAGUGUAUGAUGGAGUGGUGAAGGCAAAAGAACAAGCUGAGCGUCAGUACACAACCGCUGUCUCUCGGGGCCAGAGUGCAGGGAUUGUCAGUUCUGUGGGGAGAACCCUGGAGGAGUUUAAGACUUCUGUUACUGUGGCUGCUCACAAAAAAGUCACCUUUGAACUUACCUACGAGGAGCUACUCAAACGUCGUCUCGGCAAAUACGAGCUGCAAAUCUUUGCUCGGCCCAUGCAGCCUGUCAAAGAUUUCAAGAUUGAUGUGCACAUAAAUGAAGACGCUGGACUCAAGUUUAUAGAGUCUAAAGGCGGCCUGAGUACCAAAGAACUGGCAAAUGCAAUUACUAAAACUGUAACAGACAAACAGGCCUGGGUCUAUUUCUAUCCAACUGUGGAUCAGCAGAAGGUCUGUGACAGUUGUUCAGAUGACGGCCUGAAUGGAGAUCUGGUCAUUUUUUAUGACGUUAAGAGAGAGGUCUCAUUUGGAGAUAUCCAGACUGGAGAUGGAUACUUUGUGCAUCACUUUGCUCCCUCCAGCCUACCUCGUAUACCAAAAAAUGUUGUCUUUGUUAUUGACCAAAGUGGCUCAAUGCACGGACGAAAAAUGCAACAGACACGCAUCGCCCUGAUUCACAUCUUAAGCGAUUUGGCAGAGGAUGACUUCUUUGGGCUCAUCACUUUUGACAGUGACAUUUUUCACUGGAAACGAGAACUUGUUCAAGCUACCUCCAUAAACAUUGAACAGGCAAAGAGAUUUGCAGAGAACAUUCAAGACCGAGGAUCCACAGACAUAAACAGGGCUGUGCUGGAGGGUACUCGCAUGCUCAAUGUACACCCCAGAGAAGACUCAGCCUCCAUCCUCAUACUCCUGACUGAUGGGGACCCCACCUCAGGAGAGAUCAAUCCUCAGAAAAUCCGGGCUAAUGUGAAAAGGGCUAUCGCAGGUAAAUUCCCAUUGUACUGCCUUGGAUUUGGAUUUGACGUUAACUUUGAGAUCCUGGAAAAGAUGUCCCUGGAUAAUAAUGGUUUAGCUCGUCGCAUAUAUGAAGACUCUGAUGCUGAUCUGCAACUUCAGGGUUUCUAUGAAGAGGUGGCUACUCCACUGUUGACAGAUGUGACCAUGAUCUACACUGGAGGCUCUAAUCUAACCCAGACUAACUUCAGCCAAUAUUAUAAUGGCUCAGAGAUUGUGGUGGCUGGUGUGAUCACAGACAACAACAUUGAAAGCUUUAUUCCUGAAGUCGUGGCCGUUUCUAGAAACGCAAGAGUGAUUUUUUCAAGACCAAAUACAACAACAGAGUCCACUGUGACAGCACCGGUGGACCGCAUUCAGAGAGUGUGGGCCUAUCUCACAGUAAAACAACUCCUGGAGAAAAAGCUGCAGCUGUCUGGACCAGAAAAGGACAAAGUGAAGAAAGAGGCCAUGGAUUUAUCUCUAAAGUACAACUUUGUGACUCCUCUCACGUCAAUGGUGGUCACUAAACCUCCAGGAGAAGACUCAGCUGUUCUCAACAAGCCUAAGGAAGGAGAACAACCUGCUUUACCAAGGGGGGCGGGACAACUACCUGCUUUACCAAGGGGGGCGGGACAACGACCUCCUUUACCAGGGUUGGCGGGACAACUACCUCCUUUACUAGGGGGGGCGGGACAAGGGUACACCCACCGCAUUUCUGCUCCUGCAGGACAUCCAGGGCUCACUGCUUCUCGUCAAAGAUUCUUCUCCCCUGCUGCUCAUUUUGAUCCCCCUGUUGCCGCUGAGAUUCCAUUAUUAUAUAAUUCAGCUCCAAAAAAGGUAUUUCUCUCCAGGUAUACUCCAGUCUAUGAUAUGACUGAUACGGCCCAUCAAAUUAGCAUUAUGCCAAUUUUAGACAGGGCAACCAUGAUGCCAUAUGCCCCAACAACGAUACCUGACACUACAACUCAAGCUCCUCAAACCCAAAGGUUUUUACUGAAACCUGAGAACAUGCAUUUUCCUAUCUGUUUUGAUCUCCCAACCAACAUCAACGUGAAGAUACUGCACCUCCCCAGCAGAGGACUUGCCAUAAAGGGUAUGAUUGGCUUAAAGGCAAAUGGAGGUUUUACACACAUUUUCCUACAUGUCCAAAAUGACACAUCUAUUGAGGUGGAUGUGGACAGCGUCAGUGUGAAGGAGGGAGAGACAUUAACGCGAUACUCGGAGCAGACUCAAAUAACUGCCGGCAGUGUGACAGUGAUCAUACGUGACAAGGAGAUAGAUGUGUCAGUUGGAGAUGUUCGUCUUGUGAUUCUGGUCCAUGAGAUUUCUGGGAGAAAGUUCCUGUGGCCUGUUUUUAGACAGAUGCCACAAGAUGACACAGCUGAAGGAGUUUUUGUUUUUAAUAACAGGGAUUAUGAGGAAUCAGCGACAUAUAUGACAACCCAACCAACAAUAUCAAGAAUUAAAGUCAAAGGCAAAGAGGAAGAAGUGCUCAGAGACAGUGCUGUUGACUUCAGUGUCCCAGUGCCUGUAUCAGUCGAAUGCUGGUUCUUCUUUUCUGCUCAGUCAGCUCUCCAGAGGCCAACUACUGACUUAUACAACUGAUAUUUAAACAAAACUGUCCAUAUUAAGUCUAAACCAAAAAAUUACACUCACAUAGGUGUGCCGACUUUUUAAUUACAAUUCUUAAAAUAAAAUCCUCUUUGACAAUA
Molecule: messenger RNA, 2944 nt
Organism: Periophthalmus magnuspinnatus
Lineage: Eukaryota; Metazoa; Chordata; Actinopteri; Gobiiformes; Gobiidae
Product: inter-alpha-trypsin inhibitor heavy chain H3
Exons: 21
Coding region: 39-2837 (932 amino acids)
Source: RefSeq, a predicted model, not a curated record